Molecule: messenger RNA, 1463 nt
Organism: Phalaenopsis equestris
Lineage: Eukaryota; Viridiplantae; Streptophyta; Magnoliopsida; Asparagales; Orchidaceae
Product: calreticulin-like
Exons: 14
Coding region: 68-1315 (415 amino acids)
Biological process (GO): protein folding
Cellular component (GO): endoplasmic reticulum membrane; endoplasmic reticulum
Molecular function (GO): calcium ion binding
Source: RefSeq, a predicted model, not a curated record
UUCGUUAUUUCUGCUCAGCUGCCUACGCUAGCACGAAGCUGCAGUUUCAUCUUUAUGUGCUUCAGCCAUGGGCAGCCUGAAGAAGCUCUCAGUAAUCACCAUUGUCAUUCUCAUGCCUAUGUUCCUCUUCGUCACUGCAGAGGUCUACUUCGAGGAGAGAUUUGAUGAUGGAUGGGAGGAUCGCUGGAUAAAAUCAGAUUGGAAAAAGAGUGAUAACAUGUCAGGGGAAUGGAACCACACUGCUGGUAAAUGGAAUGGAGAUCCUCAAGACAAAGGUAUCCAAACUACUCAAGACUACAGGUACUAUGCCAUUUCAGCUGAGUUUCCAGAGUUCAGCAACAAGGACAAAACACUAGUUUUUCAAUUCUCAGUCAAACAUGAGCAGAAAUUGAACUGUGGUGGUGGCUACAUGAAGCUCAUUAAUGGUACAAUUAACCAACAAAUGUUUAGUAGUGACACCCCUUACAGUAUAAUGUUUGGGCCAGACAUCUGUGGAGAAAUCAACAAAAGAGUUCAUGUUAUUCUCUCACGAAAUGGGAAGAAUAAUAAGAUAAAAAAGGAGAUUUCAUAUCCUCAUGACCAACUCACUCAUCUGUACACCUUGAUAAUUAAACCAGAUGCUACAUAUAACAUCCUUAUUGAUAAUGAACAAAAGGAAUCUGGGAGUAUUUAUGAAGAUUGGGAUAUUCUUCCCCCAAAGCAGAUUAGGGAUCCUGACGCCAAAAAGCCUGAUGACUGGGAAGAUAAAGAGUUCAUACUCGAUGCCAACGAUAGCAAACCGGAGGGUUAUGAUAACAUUCUAGAAGAGAUUCCUGACCAGAAUGCCAGAAAGCCAGAGGAUUGGAAUACUGAAGAGAAGGGAGAGUGGAAAGCACCCAUGAUCCCAAAUCCUGAAUAUAAAGGACCAUGGAAACCAAAGAAAAUCAAGAAUCCUAAUUACAAAGGAAAAUGGAAGGCGCCUAUAAUUGACAAUCCUGAAUUUGUAGCUGAUCCAAAUAUCUAUGUUUAUCCUAACCUGAGAUAUGUGGGAAUUGAGUUGUGGCAAGUAAGAGCGGGGACAUUAUUUGAUAACAUUUUGAUUUGUGAUGAUCCUGAGUAUGCAAAAAAGGUUGCAGAAGAAACAUGGGGCGAGAUCAAAUAUGCAGAGAAAGUUGCAUUUGAUGAAGCAGAAAAACUAAGAAAAGAGGAGGAAAACAAACAACUUGGAACUCCAGUGAAUGAAGAUGAUGAUGAUGAUGAAGAACUAGAUACUGAAGAGCCUGACUGGGAAGCAAAAUUAAAAGAAGAGGAUGAAGGCAAACAUGAUGAGCUUUGACGCAAGUGUCACUAAGGAACAAAUAAAGAGUGAAGUCGAGUAUACAACAUGUUUGCUCAGUCCCACUUGUUUUGCAGUUCCAAAUUAUAAUUUAGUGGAUCUUUAUGAACAUUUUAUUGAAGUAAUUGAAUAAGUGUUGUUUUAUCCA